ACCCACAUUACGCCCCAAGCUCCCUCCCAGGACCACUGCCGAGCUGAGCUCCCCUUUCAGUUAGUCGCCGGUUUCCUUGGGAGCUGUCAGAACUGACCAAAUCUCCUUGGACUGAGAAAGAGCCAAGGGAAGGCCUGAGGUUAGGAUUCAGCCAGGAGCUCAACUUUUUCCCCUAUACUGGUUUGAGAGGAACCCGAGACGGUGAAAUUCCAGCCAGCGUGAUGGAUGCGAACUCUCUAAUAAGUCCCACUGGGGAAAGGGUUUGUUCGAUCUGUUUGAAGCCUUGCCAAGGCCCAGCCACGCAACCCUGCGGACACAGCUUUUGCCCGUUGUGCUCCAACCGAUCCUGGGUGGAUGAACUAAAGGAGAAAGUCACCUGCCCUGGAUGCAGAGAAACCUUUCUGAGAAACAAGCCAAGCUCUUAUGAACCUCUUGGUAAAACGGCAGAGGCCGCCCGGCUGACCACAGUGGAUGAAACAAAACAGUCAGCUCAGAGUAUCUGUGAGAUACACAAGGAAAUAUUAAAUCUUUUCUGUGUUGAGGAUCAAGCCCCAAUUUGUUCAGUCUGCAGAAAAUCCUGGGAUCAUUCAUCACACACUGUGAUUCCCAGAUGGGAGGACAGUUUUCCAAGAUCAGAGCCUUCCAAUACUGGCAUUGUAGGAUACCCGGACACUGCACCUUGCGUCAAAGGAAACGGAGAGGUCCUUGGUGGGAAUGAGAAGGACAACACAGAUAAGCUCAUGCUGAUCGAGCCGCAGGUUGACUUCAACUUGGAGGAAAACAAGGAAGAAGAAACUCCAUCAAACUCUAGGGUCCAAAAUUCCAUUACAUGGAUCCUCCUGGUACUGUUCAUCAUCCAGAUUGUGGGCUUGGUGACAACCAUCUUCGUUUUCACAAAGGCUGAGCUACCAGCCCCUUGUUGCCCAUCUGGCUGGAUUGUGAACCAAGGGAACUGCUAUCAUGUCUUGCAACUGGAAGGGUCCUGGGAUGCCGGCCAGCGCCACUGUUCCUCGCUCGGUGCCUCCCUGGCUGUAGUUGCGGACUUGGAGAAACUGAAAGUCGCCAUGCAAGACAAAGGCCCCUUUGACCACUGGGUUGGCCUGCUCAGAGAACCGGGAGGAAGCUGGAAAUGGACCGAUGGGGCGGAUUUCAACAACCUUUUUGAAGUGGAAGGAGAUGGAGACUGUGCCUUCCUUAGCAAGGGGGUCCUGAACAGUGGAGACUGCUCUGCUGAGAAGAAGUGGCUGUGCAGCUGGAAAGCACAGACAAGAGCCGGAUCCUACAGCCCUGUUGGGGGACGUGAAACCUUAGCAGCAGACUUUGUGCCAAAGGACAUUUCCACGCUUUUACCGUGUUCCUAGCUGCCACUCCCUCUGUGUGUGUGUGUGCAGUGAUAAAUCAGUCACCAACCCAAGUGACCAAGCUCGCAUCCUAGAGGGUAGCCUCCCUUUGGGGAUUUGAGCACGCGAUCAACGCUUUCUCGUGGCGUCAAAGGUGAUGCAAGGAAACAUCCUAACGCAUUCUGUUCUUAGAAAUCUUCUUUUUUUCGUUCCUGGCAGUUGCAAUCUUAAGCAUAACUUUCUUGAGAGCCGGUCCCAUUGAAUUCACUGGGGUUUACUUCUGGGUAACUAGGCAGAGGAUUGUCCCUCUGUUUUAGUGCAGGCGCUCUCUAAUCAGUUUUAAGAAUGGCCUGUGAUGAUGAAGAUGACCGCCUCAGCUUUCCUUUUAGAUGAAAACAUGGGCAGGUUUGUGGGCCCCAGGACAGGUGAAAUUCUUCAGCAGAGCACAACCCAAAUCUCAGCCACUGAAAGGCUUAAACAGUGAAACAAGCGUCGAGAUCCACCAGUUCUAAAACCUUGCAGUUCUGAGAUCAGUCCGGAUGUAUUUCGGACCUGACACUCAGUCGCUGAAUGCCCAGGUUAGAAUUAACAGUUUUAUGGUUCUGUCAUGAGACAGAAUGUUGCGUAGUCAAAGUUUUCCAAGCAGAGAGUGGGGAAUGUUUUUGCCCUCACUCGUAUGGAAACGCUGGUUAGGAAACGAAGAUAUUUAUAUCGCUGUUGGAAGGGAAAUCAUUGUGACCUAUAUAGUAAGAGCAUUAAAGAAGACACAACCUGCUGUUCGUCGGUGCGGGGCAACCAGUGACAUAUCUCUGCGACAGCUUUAUUGCUCCGUAACCUUUGCUCUGGAAGAGGGAGCGUUUCCGAGAAGCAAUCCCUGCAUGGGCCCAUGCUGGCGGCCCAUGUUCGCUAUCAUAUUUACGCAUGUGGCGCAUAGCUGGAAUACUGCACAUAGAUCCAGUAUCCAUUGCGGAGGCUAGCAUGACAACACAGCCCUCUGCGAAGCUGUUUGCAGACUCAGCCCGGGAGGGCAGAGGUAAUAAAUGCAGCCCAACAAAUGUCA
Messenger RNA from Lacerta agilis (Sand lizard), 2400 nucleotides. RefSeq lists its product as uncharacterized. Lineage: Eukaryota; Metazoa; Chordata; Lepidosauria; Squamata; Lacertidae. Bases 222 to 1361 code for a protein of 379 amino acids. Gene Ontology annotation, molecular function: zinc ion binding. The transcript is spliced from 7 exons. The record is from RefSeq and is a predicted model, not a curated record.